CAGGGGAUGAUGGGAUAUAUUCAAGAUGGCGCAGCGCAUGGCUGCGAGGAAUUCGCAGCAGCGUGGAAAGAAACCGAAGCAUUUUCACCACACCAGUGACAAGGCUCGUCACAAGCUUGAAGUCAAACGAUGGAAACUGGAAGAGGAAGAGGCUAAGCGCCUUAAAUCUCGAUAUGAAAGUAUUGACACAGAAAACAUCAGCAGUUUCGAUGACCUGCCGCUCUCUGUUAAAACGCAAGCUGGGCUGCGCAUUGCCAACUACAAGGCACCCACGGAGAUACAGCGAGCUACCGUAGGGCUGGCACUGCAGGGACAUGACAUACUAGGAGCAGCCAAGACGGGGUCCGGCAAGACUCUGGCAUUCCUCAUUCCUGUGUUGGAGUGUCUUUACAGAAGCAGGUGGAGCAGAGUGGAUGGGCUAGGUGCGCUCAUCAUAUCCCCCACACGGGAGCUGGCUUACCAGACGUUCGAGGUGCUGUGCAAAGUGGGCAAGAAACAUGACUUCUCUGCAGCUCUUAUCAUUGGAGGAAAGGAUGUGAAAAGUGAGAUGGACAGAAUUUCCCGCACCAACAUAGUAGUGUGUACCCCCGGUAGGUUUCUGCAGCACCUGGACCAGACGGUCAGCUUGGACUGUUCCAACUUACAGAUGCUGGUUUUGGAUGAGGCUGACCGCAUCUUGGAUCUCGGCUUUGAGAAAACCAUGAACGCCAUCUUGGAGAAUCUUCCCACAGAACGACAGACGAUGCUCUUCUCUGCAACUCAGACCAAAUCUGUGCGGGAUCUUGCCAGACUCAGCUUGAAGGACCCCAAGUAUGUGGCAGUCCAUCAGCAUCAUGAGUACAGCACGCCAGCUCAGCUGGAACAGAGCUAUAUCGUUUGUGAUCUGGACCAGAAAAUGGACCUUCUGUAUUCCUUCAUCCGUAACCACACCAAGCAGAAGAUUCUUGUCUUCAUGGCUAGCUGCAAACAGGUGAAGUACACAUUUGAGGUCUUCUGUGCCCUGCAUCCCGGUAUCACCAUCAUGGCCCUCUAUGGGACACUCCAUCAGCUACGUAGAGUGGCCAUCUAUAAUGAGUUCUGCCAGAGGGACAAUGCCGUGCUGUUUGCCACAGACAUCGCUGCUAGGGGACUGGAUUUCCCAGCAGUCAAUUGGGUUCUGCAGCUGGAUUGUCCUGAGGAUGCCAGCACCUACAUCCAUCGCGUCGGCCGGACGGCAAGGUAUGAGCAGGGAGGCGAGUCCCUGCUCAUCUUACUGCCCUCAGAGGAGGAGGAAAUGGCGAAACAGCUGGAGGAACGAAAGAUACCCAUCCAGAAGAUCAAUGUCAAUCCCAAUCGUAAGCUGAGCAUACAGAAGAAGCUAAUGUCCCUGUGCGCCGGCAGUUAUGAGCUGAAGCAAUCUGCCCAGCGAUGCUUCAUCAACUACGUCAAGUCAGUCUACCUCAUGAAGGACAAGAAAGUCUUUGAUGUCAACCAACUCCCGCUAGAGAAAUACUCCUUUUCCUUGGGUCUUGCCAUCCCUCCACGGGUCAGGUUCCUCCAGCGGGCCAACAAGAGGAAAGAGGAACAAGAGAUGCUGAAGAAACGGAAGAACUCUAAGAAAGAUGAGAGUGAAGACCCCGAGUCUGCUAACAAGAAGACAGUGCUUAAGCAGCACCGGAGAGGACCAGACUUAGUAAUGGAAGAGGAGGAGCAAAAUGAGAAAGACGAGGGACUAGACGCCCUGGUGGCCAAGCUGAGAUCCACCGCGCCGAACCGGACCAAGGGAGGAGGUACCAUCAAGCUGAGACAAAGACAAGAAGAGGAGAGGUUGGAGGAGGAAGAAAUCAAGAGGAUGAAAGAAAUUCAGGAGGAUGCUCAGAAAAAUGCAGACGAUGAUGAUGAUAGUGAUGCCGAGGAUGUUGGUAAAAAGGUUCCAUCAUCAAGUGACAAAGUUGCCAUUUCAAGAACACAGAGAGUAACAUCAGAGAGCAAAGCGAGAACUCUCGAUAAGCCAAGCAGUGCAUCCAGCAAAAAGAAAUUUGGAAAAGAAGGCAAAUCUGAAAAACCUCAGAAGAUAUCAAAGUCUGAUGACGAAUCGGAAUCAAGCUCCGAGGAAGACUCUGAAAUUGAGUCACAAAAGCCAGGAGAGACGGGUUUCCAAGGAGAUGAUGACGAGGAAGGUGAAGAUUUCCUGGUUGUCAAGAAGAAGGAUGUCUUUGGUAUUGCUCUGGAAAAACAGAAACAAAGGGACCCUACAACAGAAACGAUAGAGGGCGCCAAGCACGUUGGAAAAUCUAAGAAGCCACCAAGUAAGGUUGCCAUGGCGAAGAAGCUUCGCCGCAUGAACAUUGCCGUCAAUACUAAGAAGGUCUUUGAUGAGGAAGGAGAGGUUGCAAAGCAGUGGCCUCCAGUCCAGCAGACUGCAGUGCCUGGUGAUGAUGAGACACUGGAGGGCGGUAUUGAUAUCGAGAAGGCCAAGGUGUGGAUGAGAGAGGAGGACCAGCAUGAUAAGCAGGCCUUCCGAGAGCGCAUCAGGGCCAAGCAUAAGGCUGAAAGACUGAAAGCAAAGGAAGAACGCAGGAAACUUUCAAGGAGAAAGAAAGCAGAAGACUCAGAAGAUGAUGAGGAUGUAGGUGCAGAACUUGGCCUUGGUGACGACUAUGUGCCCUUUGACCCUGACACCCUCCCCGACCCUGACAAAUAUGCAAAUGAGGACAGCGGAGCCGACAACGAAGAAGAAACACCAAAGAAAGUUUCAAAAAAGAAAAAGACGAAGCGGAAAGAAAAUGCUGAGGAAACGCCCAAGAAAAGAAAAGCAAAGUUGGAUGAGGUGAGAGGAGAUAAGUCAACCACAAAGAAGAAAAGAAAAAUGGUUGGGAAGGGGGAGGGACUUGGGGAAAGGGAGGAGGGGGCAUCAGUGGAUACAGGAUUGACGUUACAAGAUGAUGAAGAGCUGGCACUGCAUAUCCUAUCCAGGGGCCAGUUUUGAAAGCUAGAAAAUAUCACUUGUUAGGAAUUCCGAAAAACUAACAUAAAAAAACAAUGAAAGCCACAGCCAUCUUUCAGAACCACGGAAAAAACGUCCCUUUGAAAAAUAAUUGUCUUAGUAAGGGUGGCUUUGAUAACAUGCAUCACAUGUCCAUCGCAAUAUACCCAAUCUCACCUCUUAAUAAUUUGCCGACACCCUUCCAAACCGUCUGUCAUUAGGAGUGUUCGCAUUGUGUUUCAAAGCACAAAACUCUACUCAACUUGUGCCAAGCCUGUACAUGUUCGUAUUUUUUACCGUGGCCAGUCCGGCAAUCUGGAACAUUUUAUUACUUUCAUUAGAAUUUACAAGUUUCACACAACUGACAUAAUGGCUUAAUAAUUUUGAAUUGAAUAAAUUCCACCGUGUCAUUCAA
This is a messenger RNA of Patiria miniata (bat star), 3380 nucleotides long. It is a transcript of the gene ddx10, whose product is annotated as probable ATP-dependent RNA helicase DDX10. The record is from RefSeq and is a predicted model, not a curated record. Gene Ontology annotation, cellular component: nucleus. The coding region runs from base 26 to 2968 and encodes 980 amino acids. Gene Ontology annotation, biological process: rRNA processing. Gene Ontology annotation, molecular function: ATP binding; RNA helicase activity; nucleic acid binding. The transcript is spliced from 16 exons. Lineage: Eukaryota; Metazoa; Echinodermata; Asteroidea; Valvatida; Asterinidae.